ACACAGACCCAGUAGCCGUAAAGGUUGUCUGUCUGAUCUGAAUCUCCAACUAUUAUGAGUGGAGUUGUGGAAGCGUGAAAGGGCGGCCCAAGUGUCCUUUGACUUUCCUCAGUUCUCGGUCAUGGAGCUCUCUCUCAGCCUCUACCAAUCGUCUAGCCUAUCUCUGUUUCGCCGGAACUCCGAUCAUUUGAUCGGAGCUACAAGAAUUCGUCAAAUGCCCAUUUUUCUACGACGACCAAUGAGUGGACAAUCAACGGUUUUGGCUCCGAUCGUUGCGAAGAAGAAAUCAGAGAUCGAAGGCUUGAGUGAGGAGAUGAACUCAAUUGCCUCACAGAACUUGGACUUCGCACCUGCUCGUCGUUGGGUUCGAUCAGCUUUUAGCGAUGUGCAACAGAAGCUCGACCACGUCUUAUUCAAGACGGCUCCACCUGGGAUCAGAACAGAGGAGUGGUAUGAGCAGAACUCAAGGGGCUUGGAGAUUUUUUGCAAGAGCUGGUUGCCGAAAGAGGGUGUUCCAAUUAAGGGUGAUAUUUGUUUUUGCCAUGGAUAUGGUGACACUUGCACAUUCUUCUUCGAGGGGAUUGCAAAGAGAAUUGCUGCUUCUGGGUAUGGAGUUUAUGCAAUGGAUUACCCGGGCUUUGGCCUCUCUGAAGGAUUGCAUGGUUAUAUUGCAAAUUUUGAUGAGUUGGUCGAUGACGUUAUUGAACAGUACAGAAACAUCAAAGGAAGGCCGGAAUUGAAUGGGUUGCCUCGCUUCAUUUUGGGACAGUCCAUGGGUGGAGCUGUUACUCUCAAGGUUCAUCUGAAGCAACCAGAUGAAUGGGAUGGAAUUGUUCUUGUUGCGCCAAUGUGCAAAAUUGCAGAGGAUGUGACACCACCAGCAGCAGUUUUGAAGAUUCUAACUCUUGCAUCUGAAGUUAUACCUGAGGCAAAGCUCUUCCCACAGAAAGAUCUAGCAGAACUGGCAUUCAGAGAUGCAAGAAAAAGGAAAAUGGCUGCCUACAAUGUGAUUGCAUACUCUGAUCAAAUGCGGCUAAAGACUGCAGUUGAGCUUUUGAAAGCCACAAAAGAUGUUGAGUCACAAGUGGAGAAGGUUUCAUCUCCACUGCUUGUUCUUCAUGGAGCUGCCGACAAGGUGACAGAUCCCUUAGUAAGCAAGUUUCUGUAUGAGAAAGCUUCUAGCAAGGAUAAAACAUUAAAACUCUAUGAAGAAGGUUUUCAUUCCAUUUUGGAAGGGGAGCCUGAUGAUAGGAUUCUUAAGGUCCUAGAUGAUAUCAUCUCAUGGCUUGAUUCACGUUGUGCUCUCAAGUAGAAUGAUGCUUUUCUUUUUGAUCCAUUUGCGGGUUCCAUGAUGUGUUGUUAUACUUUGUUCUACCAUUUUUUAAUACAUCUUUUUCUUUGUAUUAUUGCUGGGCAUUGGUGAGUGGACUUGGAAAAAAAACAUUAUAAAUUUAAAAUACUCAUUUCAAAGUUGACUUGCAAAAUGUUGUUUCAGAUAGAACCCAAAAGAGGAAAUAUGGAGAUUUAUGAUUCAA
Molecule: messenger RNA, 1535 nt
Organism: Nelumbo nucifera (sacred lotus)
Lineage: Eukaryota; Viridiplantae; Streptophyta; Magnoliopsida; Proteales; Nelumbonaceae
Product: caffeoylshikimate esterase-like
Source: RefSeq, a predicted model, not a curated record